UUGAUAUCUGCUUCCGGCAGUCCUCGCGUCAACUCUGCUGCGUCUACCAAGAUGCCGGUCCAGUAGCUAGCCAGCUUCCUUGUUUCGCCUCCAUCCCACCGUGAGAUGGCCGCACCCCCAGUCAACCGCUACGUGGCCGGUCGGCCCGUCGUCCUUGGUUUAGCCAAGAUUCUCCUCCUGGCUAUCAGCCGCCUCCCCGUCAUAUCAGCGGCCCCGACGAGCCUGCAUCCUUUUGGCGAAAAUGAGCUGGAGCCGCGGCCGUCGUCGGAUCCCAGCUUGUGGCUGUACCUAAGCAUCGCUGCGGCUCUCGUGCUGAGCGGCGGUGCUUUCGCCGGAUUGACAAUUGCUUUGAUGGGCCAGGUGUGUUCACGGUUUGCUUUCAGUGACGUCGCGUUCGUAAGAAUUUUAAAGCUCGGACCGGACUGACGUGGCCUGCAUACGCUCGAUAUAGGAUGAGGUUUAUCUGCAGGUUAUCAAGACAUCCGGCGAAGGGGUGGAAAGGAAGAAUGCAGCUAGCGUGCUGCAUCUUCUGAGCAAAGGCAAACACUGGGUUUUGGUCACCCUUCUUCUGAGCAACGUCAUAACCAAUGAAACCCUGCCCAUCGUUCUCGAUCGCUCUCUCGGAGGUGGCUGGCCUGCCGUGUUGGGCAGUACCGUUCUGAUCGGCGUGUUCAAGUGAUUUUCGGCGAGAUCGUUCCGCAGUCGAUAUGCGUCCGCUACGGCCUCCCCAUCGGUGCUUGGAUGGCUCCCUCCGUCCUCGCCUUGAUGUAUAUCAUGUCGCCUGUCGCCUGGCCCGUCGCCAAAUUGCUGGAUAAGCUUCUGGGUGAGGAUCAUGGUACAAUCUACAAAAAGGCCGGACUGAAGACGCUGGUGACGCUGCACAAGACCUUGGGUGAAGCUGGAGAACAGCUCAACUCGGACGAGGUCACCAUUAUCAGUGCCGUCUUGGAUCUGAAGGAGAAGUCCGUUGGCAGCAUCAUGACUCCCAUGGACGAUGUCUUCACCAUGUCUGCGGAUACCGUCCUUGAUGAACCGACUAUGGAUUUGAUCCUCUCGGCAGGGUACUCUCGUAUUCCCAUCCAUGCACCCGAUAACCCCAGAAACUUCCUCGGCAUGUUACUUGUCAAGAUGUUGAUCACGUACGACCCGGAAGAUUGCAGAAGAGUGCGGGAGUUUGCUCUGGCCACGCUUCCGGAGACCCGCCCGGAGACAAGUUGCCUGGACAUCGUCAACUUCUUCCAAGAAGGAAAGGCUCAUAUGGUUCUGGUCUCGGACUAUCCGGGAGAGGACCGCGGAGCCUUGGGCGUUGUUACUCUGGAAGACGUGAUUGAGGAACUUAUUGGAGAGGAAAUCAUUGACGAGUCUGAUGUAUUCAUUGACGUUCAUAAAGCCAUUCGGAGAAUGACUCCGGCCCCGAAAGCUCGUGUCCCGAAGGGUCGGGUUGUGGAAGAACCACCAGCCGUACAUUUCGAAGGCGAGCAUCCUGAACCGCAGAGCGAAGCCACAGAGCGAACUUCCGGCGAACUGCGCAGGAGCUCGAUAGAGACCCCCCUUCCUCGAUUUCAAAUGAGAAUACCAAACUACCAGAAAGAUCCCGACUCACCGGAUCGAUGGGUAACGCAUAUUGGAGCUACUGAUGAGAUCCGUGAACAUCUCAAACAUCUGGGCCCCUCCAAUCUGGCAAGCCGACCACGCCAGACUCGGUACCAGAAUGUUAAGAUCAAGCGAGGCCGUGACUCUCCCACCCCAUCCGGGCCUAGCGAUACGAGUGCCUCGGUAACGGCGCCUCUAUUGCAGUCUGCCGACGUUGAUGGCAUUGCCAGUACCGACUACGGCGCCGUGUCAGCUAGCAAAGCAACCACUGCGAGUUCCCCCAAACCCAAGCAUAUUCCCCAAAUAGCGAUACCAGAGGCUGUCGAUGAAGAAGAUGACAGCUACCAGCAACCCCAGCCCUCGCAUGGACGUACAGCCUCCCGGUUCAUUGAAUCGAGCUGUGCUAAACCCACAUCACGCCCCCUUUAUAUCCACGAUGGUCCGGCGCGGAGUGGUAGCAUUACCGAACACGUUGUCGACAUUAACGGAGUCCGGAAAAUGGUUCUUCACACAACUAGCACGAGUUCCUCUGAAACCGACAGGCCCUCUUCCAGACCUUCCACGGACCAUAGCCAUGGACACAAGGAUGGAUCCAUUGCCGGUUCUGAAGCUGACACCCCCAAAGAUCCCAAUUCCAUUCUGCGUCUUCAAAAGAAGAGGCGCAAGCGGAGAAAGCGCACUGCCAAUUCCACAUCGAAUUCAGGCAAGGAUGAAGAGCGGCCGCUUUUAGAACAUUAAAGGGCCAUUUUCUCCUUUAUACCUAGCCUGUGAGGUAGCAUUGCACUAUGGCGUCUUUUUUUCUCCUCCUUUUUGUUUCAUGGUGAAGCAAUUGGUUGUAUACUUUAUUCUGCCGGCCAGAAACUGUCAAAACUUCUUUUCCCUUCCCUUUUGGGUUGUUCUCUUUUGCGAAGCGAUCGGGAAACUGUACGUACGAAUAUCAUAGCCACCUAGCCACCACUGGCUUUGCUGUAACCGCUCUAUCAUUUCCAAGAAGUGAAAAUAAAAAAAUUGUGUCUCAU
Messenger RNA from Monascus purpureus, 2612 nucleotides. NCBI's taxonomy places the organism in Eukaryota, Fungi, Ascomycota, Eurotiomycetes, Eurotiales, Aspergillaceae. The record is from the annotation of a GenBank genome assembly.